Molecule: messenger RNA, 1626 nt
Organism: Rhinichthys klamathensis goyatoka
Lineage: Eukaryota; Metazoa; Chordata; Actinopteri; Cypriniformes; Leuciscidae
Exons: 2
Coding region: 80-1051 (323 amino acids)
Source: RefSeq, a predicted model, not a curated record
GAGCCUCAACUCCUUUUUGCCUCAGAAUGAAGACACAUCUGGUUUUCUUGAUACAUCUGAUGCAUUCACAUCUCAAGUUAUGAGCACUAGCACAGAUGACAUGGCUUUUUCAGAUUCAAAUACACUUGAUUAUACAAACAGUGGCACAUUGACGGACAUUGAGAAUUUUGAAACACCAUCAAUUGAUAUAGGGAGCUCUUUUAUUGAAGGACAGCCAUUUGGAGAAAAAAUACAAGGAGAAAGAGGAGAUUCAAUUCAAAAACCUUCAGUGAAUUUGAAUGAAGAUACUCUAGAUAUUUUUGGUUCAUCGGAUUCAAACAUUGAGGUAAACUCAUAUGGAAACACCCUGACUGAAAUCCACAAAAAUGAAGCCAGUGUUUCCUCAGGAAUGACUGAUGAUCCCUCUGGUAAGGACAAUUUAUCAGUACAAUCAAUGGAUAUCUUUGGAGGAGACAAUAUGCUCACUGUCUCUGAUCAAAUGUCCACGAAUAAUUUCUUUGAAAUUAUGACAAACAGCAAGUCUCAAAGUCAAAACCCUUUUGAGGGAAUUACAGAUGGUCAAUUGGGACCAAAUGGAGUUUUUGACUUGAUAAGUUCUGAAGAUGACCCAUCAACACAGAAAAGGUCUGAACUUGGACAGGGAAUUCUAAUUCAAAGUGAGGUUAAUGUUUUCGAAAGUAAAGGCAAUCCAUCAACCUCUAAUGUACUUGAUCAAAACCUUUCCGGCCAAGAGCUAAUUGAGUCAUCUCAAACAGAGGCUUUUGAUUUCUUCAGCUCUGAGCAAGAUCCACCCAGAGCAGCAUUCAGUCAAAUAAGUGCCGAUCCAUUCCCAGAUGACAUCUUUGCAAGUGCUAUUAACGGCCCAAGCACAAAUACAUUCAGUGUGGAGACAAUGCAAAGAACUGCAAACCCAUUUGACGAUUUCACCGGUUUAGAGAGUGACGAACCAGCACAGGACACUUCCACCCUGAUAGAUUCAACAAACACUGAUACAAAUGGUGUGCAGCCACAAAAGCUCGAAAAUGAUUGGAUGUCUGACCUUUUGGGGUAGUAUCGUUGCCACAGUUCAGAGAAAAUAUAAAAAUAUUUCAAUUAAAUAAGCAGUUAUAUUAAUUUGCCUUUGCUGUACUAUUCUGUAUAAUUCACAAACUUUAUUUCUAACAUUUGAUUGAUUGACUGACUGAUUGAUUGAUUGAUUAAUCAAUGUGUAUUUAAGUUAAAGUAUUCAUGUAUAAUGUGGUGUAACUUUUUUAUUUCUAAAUAAUUAAUCAAUGUAUAUUAAGUUAACAUGUAAUGUGGGGUUACUUUAAAAGUUUUUAGAUACACAAAAUGUUGAAGUAUUUGACAAUUGCUGCAUUGUGAUUCUACAAAAGUUGUUCAGUUAAAUCAGUCUCAGAUUACUUUUAUUAUAUCAAGCAACCUGUUUUAAUGACUACAGUUAUCUGACAGGGGAAAAAGAAAUUGAUUUAUUAGGCAAAGUUCACUUCAAUAAUCCCUGUAGUCAUCAUAUAAUCCAUAUAUAUUUGUGUACAAAAAGUUAUUGUUGAUCAUGAAACAAUGUAAUGAUAACUGUGUUCUUCAAAGACUAACUGGUCUUAAUAAAUAAUAAAACAACAAUUCACAUGA